AUGGCCGAGACGUGUAUAGUCUGCCUCGGCGAUCUCGUCCCCCUCGACGACGGCCCUACCGCCACCGCAUCAUCGCUGGCGACCAAGCCGCUUGAGGAUGGCGCUGAUGUCGACCUCCAAUCACAUGCCAAGGAUAAGAUGGCGGCCGUAGAGUCUACCAAGGAGGACGAUUUGGUCGCACAUUUACUGCCAUGCGGCCACGAUCUGCACAACGAGUGUCUCAAGCCCUGGGUCGAACGAGCGAACAGUUGCCCUAUAUGUCGAGCCAGUUUCAACAUGGUCGAGCUCAGCGCGCGCGUUGGAGGACCCAAACUAUCCGAGUACGCCGUGCAAGACAAGCAGCAAGUCGCCGAUAUCGAUCCGUCCAUGAUCAUCGACGACGACUACAUACUGGAGGAUGACGGAAGCUACGAUGCAUGCAUGGUCUGUGAUGAAUUCGGCGACGCAUCGCAGCUCAUGUACUGCCAUAGCUGCGAACAACUCUGCCAUGUCUUCUGUGCUGGACUCGACCGGAUGCCAUCUCGCGGGCCCUGGUAUUGCCAGGGCUGUGUUGAGAAUCCUAGUCUGCUGGAAGCCGCGUCCCGACGACGACCUGCAGUACGAGGUCCCGCUGCCUGGAUCAACGGCCGGAGCCGUGUGCCGCGUCACAAUCAUGCCCCUGACGAAUGGGUGGGCGUCUGGCAGAGCGUCUGGGACCGAUUGCAGUUUGACAUCGAGUUCCCCUUUGACGAGGAAGAACAGUCUGAGAACCAGUCAGAUGCCACGCGACGCGAUGACCGUAGAUGGGAGCAGCGCAUGCGAGUCGCACGACAGGCCGGAGCCGGCACUCGCUUCCAAAUCGCCACUGACAAUGUUGUAACCGGUCGACGCCGCAACUCCAACGCCGCUACACGACCCACGAAUCGAACGCUUCAUCGCGAGCCACCAAAGACACCAAAAGAUCCAGAGUCACAGGAAGAACUGCGGGCGUGGAACCAAUUCGAGAAGGCGCGCGAGCAGCUAGCCCAAGGUGACGCACGUCCUGCCCCCAGCGUAGCGAGUACCAGUAGCCGAAGAGGCCGCAAACGCAAGUCCAUCGACUCCUCUCCUGCCGAUUCUGAGCCUCGCGAGCAGAAGCCAGAACGCAAGCUCAAGCGCCCUCGAACCCGUAUGCACCUGGACAACGGAGAGUCAUCAUCGGCAGCCGCACGCCGCAACACGGUGGCUAGCACGCACGCUCCUGCUGCUGCUGCAUCAUCGCCCCCUGCAGUUCCAACCGGUGAGAGUUCAACUCCCGCGCCUGGUUUUCUGCAAUCGUUGCUUCAGGAGGUCGAGGUCGACCGGUUUGCCGAGCGCGACAAGGAGAUCGCCGCCCCACAGCCCCGGCGCAUCAUCGUGGAGCGCGCUUGUUCUCCCCAACAUUCCUCCCCAGGUCUGUCGCCGGUCUACCAGAAACCUCCCGGCAUGUCCACACCGCCGCCUCUUAAUCUUACUCGCACCACAUCACCUGUACAACAGGACCAGCAAUUGUCGCCAACCUACUCGCCGUAUUCCCCUGCAGACGACGACCGCCCCGGACGUCGCACACUCGCGCAUCGCUCUGUCGGCCUCAGCAGCCCCCCUCGCUCGAAGGACUCGUCGCCUAGCCGGCCGACCCUCUCGUAUUCUACCAAAGCUGAACUGCAGCGCAUGGUUACAGCUGUGUUAAAACCCAUUUACCUGAAGAAAGAAGUCACGAAACAGGAGUAUACCGACGUCAAUCGCGACGUAUCACGUUUGCUAUACGAAAAGGUUGGUGAAGCUGGUGCUGAUGCGUUGGCGGAUCAAGGCACGCGGGAGAAAUGGCAGAAGAUGGCGACCACUGAAGUUGACGUUGCGCUGAAAGCUCUUCGGGCCGGUGGAGCCUCGCUUUCGCCCUCUGGUGAAGAUUCUGCGUCAUCGUCCUCAUAA
This is a messenger RNA of Alternaria ethzedia, 1929 nucleotides long. RefSeq lists its product as uncharacterized. The transcript has 2 exons. Bases 1 to 1929 code for a protein of 642 amino acids. Lineage: Eukaryota; Fungi; Ascomycota; Dothideomycetes; Pleosporales; Pleosporaceae. The record is from RefSeq and is a predicted model, not a curated record.